Messenger RNA from Mustela lutreola (European mink), 1588 nucleotides. RefSeq names its product mitochondrial ornithine transporter 2. Gene Ontology annotation, molecular function: L-ornithine transmembrane transporter activity. The coding region runs from base 131 to 1036 and encodes 301 amino acids. The transcript has a single exon. Gene Ontology annotation, biological process: mitochondrial L-ornithine transmembrane transport. Lineage: Eukaryota; Metazoa; Chordata; Mammalia; Carnivora; Mustelidae. The record is from RefSeq and is a predicted model, not a curated record.
CCUAGCGUGGGGUUAAGCGGCUUCUCCCGCCGAGGAGGGAGAGUUGAGAACGGGCGGCGGGGGUGUGACACCUGCCUGGGGCUCCAGAGAGCUGCCUCCCCCAGGGACCAGCCGGAGAGUGUGAGGGAACAUGAAGUCCAGUCCUGCCAUCCAGGCCGCCAUCGACCUGACAGCGGGCGCGGUAGGGGGCACGGCCUGUGUCCUGACCGGGCAGCCUUUCGACACAGUGAAAGUGAAGAUGCAGACGUUCCCGGGCCUGUACAAGGGUCUCGCCGACUGCUGCCUGCAAACGUACUCCCAGGUGGGCCUGCGGGGCUUCUACAAGGGAACCGGCCCUGCGCUGAUGGCCUACGUCGCCGAGAACUCUGUCCUCUUCAUGUGCUAUGGCUUCUGCCAAGAGCUCGUGAGGAAAGUGGUUGGACUGGACAGGCAGGCGAAGCUGAGUGAUCUGCAGAGGGCCACUGCGGGGUCCUUCGCCUCCGCCUUUGCUGCGCUGGCCCUGUGCCCCACUGAGCUUGUAAAGUGCCGACUACAGACCAUGUACGAAAUGGAGAGGUCGGGGAAAAUAGCAAAAAGCCACAAUACAAUCUGGUCCGUCGUGAAAGUUAUCCUCAGAAAGGAAGGCCCGUUGGGCUUCUACCAAGGACUCUCCAGCACUCUCCUUCAAGAAGUUCCAGGCUAUUUCUUCUUCUUCGGGGGCUAUGAACUGAGUAGAUCGUUUUUUGCCUCAGGCAGAUCAAAAGAUGAACUCGGCCCUGUCCCCUUGAUGUUAAGUGGUGGAAUUGCUGGAAUUUGCCUUUGGCUUGUCAUCUACCCAGUGGAUUGUAUCAAAUCCAGAAUUCAGGUUCUUUCCAUGUCUGGAAAACAGGCUGGGUUUCUGGGAACUCUUGUAAGUAUUGUGAAAAAUGAAGGAAUAGCAGCAUUAUAUUCUGGACUGACGGCUACUAUGAUUAGAGCGCUCCCUGCCAAUGGGUCACUAUUUCUGGCUUAUGAAUAUAGCAGGAAAAUGAUGAUGAGCCAGUUUGAGGCAUACUGAAGGGUCUUGGUGAACUGGAUCCACGUAAAUGCCUUAGAGGACUAGUUUAUCUUGGGUUUCAUGGAGCCCUGGACCACUGUGGAAUUAUUUUUUACUUCAUGGUAAUUUUUUGUCUUCCCUUCUUCUAAACUUUACAGAAGAACUAUUUUACAUCAUAUGAUUUCCAACCAUAAUUGUAUUAAAUAGAAAUAUGGCUGCUCUUGUGUUUGGUGGGAUAGACGUAGUGAGCAGGUGGCCUAUGACCCUGAUCUAAAAUGACAAAUAUAGUUCCAUCAUGGCUCUUGUAUAAACCUGUACAGGUACAUGCAGUUUAGUUGGUUAUCUGUUGUGAGUAAAACAGUUUGGUUUCAUGUUUCAUCCGUAUCACCAGAAAGACGGAGUUAACCAUGUUUUAUGAAGAUGGUCAUAAAUGACGGCUUACCCCAUUUGAGAUGUAGGUCUCUAAAACUCUGCCUAACAUGUUCACUAUACUAGGCAAUUAAAGUUUUAAAAAAGGUUUUGUACUUGAAAACCUUAAAUACCCAUCUAGAUUUUUUAAGAGGACAGUAUACC